Messenger RNA from Aphanomyces astaci, 882 nucleotides. RefSeq lists its product as hypothetical. The record is from RefSeq and is a predicted model, not a curated record. The coding region runs from base 1 to 864 and encodes 287 amino acids. Lineage: Eukaryota; Oomycota; Saprolegniomycetes; Saprolegniales; Verrucalvaceae. The transcript has a single exon.
AUGCCACGCCCUCGGAUCUCGAAAGCCUCGAUCGGGUAUUUGCUCAAUGCACCAUUUGUCGACAUGCACGCCAAGUGCAGCCAAGGCGGCGGCGGGUACAAGAUGGCCCUGGACACCCAGCAUGUCUUUUGCCGCGUCGCCCACGUCAUUCACACUGACAAACUCGCGCUCAGUCGGUACAACAUUGUCCCGUGCAAGUUCAAAGUUCCCCACUCCGAGCUGUAUCCCCCCCACCUCCGAGGCUUCACGCUCAACUUUGGUGCGUUUCGGCACGCCCACAAGCGUCACCGCCUCGAUCCGGCCGUCGUGGCGUCGUUGGACGCGAUCGGUUUCGUCUGGGACGCCGCCCAGCACAAAUGGGAGCUGCAGCUGCUCUGCCUGCAAUUGUACAAACUCCAGCACGGGCAUACCAACGUCCCCCGCGCGUUUGACAUCCCAUCCACUGACGCGUGGCCCACCCACUUGUGGGGGCUUCCGUUAGGGGUGAUGGUGAACGACUUACGAAAAGCCAUGAAUACCCUAGCCCCGCCCAAACUCGCUCUGCUGGACGCGUUGGGGUUUGCCUGGAACGCCCAUGAUGUCAUUUGGACAAGGCAACUCGCCGCCGUCACGACCUACGCCGCCCUCUACGGCCAUACGAACGUCCCACGCAUGUUUGUCGUACCGACCAGCGACCCGUGGCCGCAGGAUACGUGGGCUAUGAAGCUCGGGUUUGUGGUGCACAAUCUGCGCACGAAAGCAAGUGGACUCGCCCGCGAACGAAAGGCACAUCUCGAUCGGCUCGGGUUCCACUGGGAUGCCCGAUGGAGCCGCCCAAGGACGGACGCGACGACGCUUACGUCUAUUGAAAUCGUCGAAGUAUGAUAAUAUAACUAACUACCA